This is a messenger RNA of Aureobasidium vineae, 1509 nucleotides long. The record is from the annotation of a GenBank genome assembly. NCBI's taxonomy places the organism in Eukaryota, Fungi, Ascomycota, Dothideomycetes, Dothideales, Saccotheciaceae.
AUGGAGUCAGCUGCCGUGUCGCAGCUGUUCAAGCAGCUUUUCCAGCAUCGCCCCUGCCGAACAUGUCUGUCGCGCCAAGUCCGGCAAGCGCCCCGUCGACUGUACAGCUCCCAGAAGCAACACACCAGUCCAAACUACCAAGGACGUCGCAAGGAAGAUAGCAAGCUUGAGAGCAAUUGGCAGCAACGCAGCAUCUCGUUUCCUCCGGACAAGCUAGAAGAGUUCAAGAGAUAUCCACAAGUCACCUCGGAUGGCCUACGCGCGAGGAGGGAACGACCGAGGAGAGUGCGCAUGCUGAUGCGUGACUUCAUCGAGGACAGCUUAUACAACCCACAAUACGGCUACUUCUCGAAACACGUCGUCAUCUGGACUCCCGGCGAACCCUUUGACUUCAAUCAACUUCCUGAUGAGCAAUCAUUCUACCGCGAAUACGGCCAACGCUAUAACGACUUCGAGGAUCAGCUGGACGCAAAAGAUUACAACGAGACUCGUCAAUUAUGGCAUACUCCCACCGAACUCUUUCGCCCAUACUACGGUGAAGCCAUUGCCCGUCACUUGGUUGCAAACUACAAAUUGCAAUUAUACCCUUAUCACGACCUCCUCAUCUACGAGAUGGGUGCCGGAAACGGAACUCUCAUGAUGAACAUCCUCGACUACAUCCGCCAAACAGAUCCUGAAGUCUACGCUCGCACACGUUUCCGCGUUAUCGAAGUUUCAUCUGCUUUGGCCUCUAUCCAAGGAAGUCAGUUGAUGAGAAACGCUCAAGCAAAGGGUCACGCGGACAAGGUGUCUAUCAUCAACAAGUCCAUCUUCGACUGGGACAUCUACGAAGCUUCUCCUUGUUUCUUCCUAGCCAUGGAAGUCUUUGACAACUUCGCCCACGAUGUCAUAAGAUACGACCCCUUCACCGAGGAACCACUCCAAGGCUCCGCCCUCAUCGAUGCAAACGGCGACUUUUACGAAUUCUACUCAAAAGACAUAGACCCAGUAGCUUCUCGCUUCCUGCGUGUCAGAGAUGCCGCCUGUAACGACAUCAACUACGCACAUCCCCUACGCAACUCCNNCCCCGCCAUGCUCAGAAAAUUGAGGAGUAAAUUACCCUUUGCUCCCAAUCUGAGUACGCCAGAGUAUAUCCCUACGAGAUUGAUGCACUUUUUCGAUAUUUUGCACAAAUACUUCCCGGCGCAUAAACUGGUCACGUCGGAUUUCCACGCGCUUCCUGAUGCUGUGGAUGGUGUAAAUGCACCUGUGGUCCAGACACGCUAUCAACGUCGCAUGGUUCCUGUCACCACUCCACUGGUCCACCAAGGUUUCUUCGAUAUCCUCUUCCCUACAGACUUUGCAGUCAACGAAGCCAUCUACCGCGCCAUCACAGGCAAACUCACUCGCGUCAUGAAGCACGAAGACUUUUUCAAGCGAUGGGCUUAUGUCGAGGACACCCAAACGAGAAAUGGAGAAAAUCCGCUUUUGAGCUGGUACAAGAAUGCCUCCGUCAUGAUUACUGUAUAA